GUCUUUAUCAGUCUAACAUUAUAUAUAAAGUUUAACCAGCAUCCACUAGUAGAGGGUUUAGCUAACACUACGUAGCCAGUCAGCCUGUUUCACAAGGUUGACGGAAGAUGCUGUGCGCUUUUGUUGUGAUUGCGUUGAUCUGAUUGUCUGCAGUCCGAAGACAGAACAUUUGGUUAAUAAAGCGCGUAAUAGUUGGCUUUUAUUAUGGCCAGGUCACAUCUGACCAGGCAUCACUGCGUUUAGUCUGGUCUCUCUGGAUGAGAUGCCAACAGCAGUCACCUUGGUGGAGCAGAAAGUAACGUGACUGGUAGCAGGAUGAGAUCCACUCCACAAACCACAUUUAGGGUUUAGGGUUAGGUUACAAAGUAAACAACAAUAUAAACCAUAGCUCCAGUUUAGAGUUCAGUUUUGCUGCGCCCCUUUGCUUAUGCAGUCCCCUUUGCAUUCAGUCCAGCAGACUACAUCUAUGACUUUGCUCAAGAGCUGUGAGGUCAUGGCAGCUGCCAGCGUGAGCAGACCUGGCGGUGCCCAAACCACUGAAAAGUCUCAGUUGAUCUUGAAAGUGGUUUCAGCGAAGCCCCAGUCUCCCAAGCUGCCAACCCGUCACUCUCGACUCAACUCCUUUGUUGAAGUGACUGCCGACGGCCUGACCAGUGAAACCAAAAAGACAGGCAAACGCAGUGGACACCUCGAGCUGCAGUGGAAUGAAGACCUCACCCUUAAUGUGACACCUCAGAGUCGUCUGGAUCUGAAGCUGUGGAGCUGCCACACCCUGAGGAAGGAGCUACUGGGCAGCGCCACCAUAGACCUGCUGGACACACUCCGCACACACGAUGGCAAGAUGGAGAACGUCCAGCUGAGUCUGGUGCUGCAGACGGAGAACAAAGGCUCGGUUGUAGCAGGAGGCGAGCUCAACGUCUGUCUGGACGGCAUGGUUGUUGAUCUGGGCACGCUGCCCAAUGGCAGCACGGCAGCAGACAAGAUACUGCAGUCAGACAGACCCAACCUGAGGAGGACACAGAGUGAGGAGACUCCCAGUGCAGCUGGACCUAAUAGCAGAAGUAACAGGCACUCAGUGGGGGGUUCGCAGAACGGCUCCCCAGGGUGCACCAGAGGGGUCUCUCUGACUAACGGGGAGCUGAAUGAGGAGCAGAUCUCCGGGCCGGGCUCAUCCGGUCGCCAUCGUUCCUCCAAGAGUCAUGUCAGCCCUGGAAGCAGCGCAGACAAAGUUGAGUUGACGUCUAACGGGCUGGAGAGUAGUCGUGGGGGCGUGGCCCGUCACACACCUCCUCCAUCCUCCCCGUCGGGACGAUCCCCAGCUGCCAGCAGCAGCAGCGGUAGCCCCUCUCCAGGUCAGGACGCCCUGGGUCCGGUCGCGCCGGCGGGGCCCACCCCCAACGCCACCGCCGGCACCGAGCAGGCCGGCAACAGCACCACAGAGCCCACUACAGACUCGCUCCCGGCAGGCUGGGAGCAGAGGGUGUUGCCUCAUGGCAGAGUGUACUAUGUCGACCACAACACCAAAACAACAACCUGGGAGAGACCACUUCCACCAGGCUGGGAGAAGCGAGUGGACCAGCGGGGCAGGUACUACUACGUGGACCACAACACCAGAACCACCACAUGGCAGAGGCCCACGGCCGAGUCUGUGCGCAACUACCAGCAGUGGCAGAGCCAGCGCAGCCAGCUGCAGGGCGCCAUGCACCAGUUCAGCCAGCGGUUCCUCUAUCAGCCGUCCGGUGCUCCGGUGGAAAAUGAUCCUCUGGGCUCGCUGCCUCCUGGAUGGGAGAAACGUCAGGACAAUGGCCGAAUUUACUUUGUCAACCACAACACACGGACGACACAGUGGGACGAUCCUCGGACCCAAGGGAUGAUCAAGGAGCACCCCCUGCCCCCGGGCUGGGAGAUGAAGUACACCGCAGAGGGAGUCCGAUAUUUUGUGGACCACAACUCGCGCAGCACCACCUUUAAAGACCCCCGACCUGGGUUUGAGUCAGGGUCACGGCAAGGCGGUUCACCCGGUGCUUACGACCGCAGCUUCAGGUGGAAGUACCACCAGUUCCGUUUCCUGUGCCAUUCCAAUGCCUUGCCCAGCCAUGUAAAGAUCUCCGUGUCCAGACAGACACUGUUUGAGGACUCGUUCCAGCAGAUCAUGAAUGUGAAGCCAUACGACCUUCGCCGCAGACUCUACAUCAUCAUGAGAGGAGAGGAGGGGCUGGACUACGGCGGCAUCGCCAGGGAAUGGUUCUUCCUGCUGUCGCACGAGGUGCUGAACCCCAUGUACUGUUUGUUUGAGUACGCCGGCAAGAACAACUACUGUCUGCAGAUCAACCCGGCCUCCUCCAUCAACCCCGACCACCUCACGUACUUCCGCUUCAUUGGACGCUUCAUCGCCAUGGCUUUGUACCACGGAAAGUUCAUCGACACCGGCUUCACGCUGCCCUUCUACAAGCGAAUGCUGGACAAGAAACCCACGCUCAAAGACCUGGAGUCCAUAGACCCUGAGUUUUAUAACUCCAUCAUGUGGGUCAAAGAGAACAACUUGGAGGAGUGUGGCGUGGAGCUGUAUUUUGCGCAGGACAUGGAGAUCCUCGGCAAGGUUUCCACUCACCAGCUGAAAGAUGAAGGAGAGAACGAACUGGUCACCGAGGAGAACAAGGAAGAGUACAUCAGCCUGCUGACAGACUGGAGGUUCACUCGGGGAGUGGAGGAGCAGACCAAAGCCUUCCUGGACGGCUUCAACGAAGUGGUCCCUCUGGAGUGGCUUCGCUACUUCGACGAGAAGGAGCUGGAGCUGAUGCUGUGCGGGAUGCAGGAGAUCGACUUGGCCGACUGGCAGAAGAACACCAUCUAUAGACAUUACACCAAGAACAGCAAACAGAUCCACUGGUUCUGGCAGGUGGUGAAAGAGAUGGACAACGAGAAGAGGAUCCGUCUGCUUCAGUUUGUAACAGGAACCUGUCGGCUGCCUGUCGGAGGCUUCGCUGAGCUCAUAGGAAGUAACGGUCCCCAAAAGUUCUGCAUAGACAAGGUGGGGAAGGAGACUUGGCUUCCAAGAAGCCACACAUGCUUCAACCGUCUGGACCUGCCGCCCUACAGAAGCCUGGAGCAGCUCCGAGAGAAACUCCUGUUCGCCAUCGAGGAGACGGAGGGAUUUGGACAGGAGUGACGCAGGAAACGGACACAGGAUCGCUAAAGGAGAACAGAUAAUUCAAUGGGGAUAGUUUUUUUUUUGUUAUUAAUAUUAUAUAAUUUUGCAUUUGUUAAUCACAGGGCUGAGAAAUCAUCUGCCAUCUAUAGUCCCUCACCUGGAGGGGAUCAUGUUUGUGAACUGAAUCAUGGGAUAAAGUUGAGAGCUGGGAGAUGGAGACGAAAGAACAUAGAGGAAGCGUGUGUGUGUGUGUGUGUGUGUGUGUGUGUGUGUGCUUGCUUACUAGUGUGUACGUGUGUGUGUGGUUGCUCACAUUAAUGCCAUUGUGUAUAUGCAUAUAGAUGGUGUGUAUGUCUAUGUGGGUUUGACAGGAUGGCACAUACAGAGAAUUAUAUUUGACUAGAGUCUCACCACCACCACCAACACACACACAUACACACACACUUCUACUCACUGCUUAGAAACGCACCUAAAACAGACAACAGGAUAGUUUUAAUGUCAGCAGCUACUCACAGCAGCACAGCUACCCGCAAAUGCAGUAAAACAUAUCUACCAGAGAGAACUACAUUUUUUAACAUUUUAAAGUGAGGGGAGAGAGAAAGAGAGAGAGAGAGAGAGAGUGAGAGAAAGAGAGGCAGUGUAUGAGUGCAUGUGUGUGUCUGUACCGAGAGACAGAGAGCUGUUAUCAUGGACUAGUGGUUAGAGAGACGAGAUGUGAUUUUAUUUUUUAUUUUUCUGUUACUUGUGAAGUUCAGCAUUUUUCCUUCUGUACAUAACUAAAAUAAAUGAGAUUUCAGUCUUGA
Molecule: messenger RNA, 3954 nt
Organism: Sebastes umbrosus (honeycomb rockfish)
Lineage: Eukaryota; Metazoa; Chordata; Actinopteri; Perciformes; Sebastidae
Gene: wwp2
Product: WW domain containing E3 ubiquitin protein ligase 2
Exons: 24
Coding region: 428-3169 (913 amino acids)
Biological process (GO): protein K63-linked ubiquitination; regulation of monoatomic ion transmembrane transport; negative regulation of transcription by RNA polymerase II
Molecular function (GO): protein binding; ubiquitin protein ligase activity
Source: RefSeq, a predicted model, not a curated record